UAACAUACACUCAUGCAACCAAUAUUUCUGACAAUACAACUUAUGUGGAUAAAGGUGUGGUUAUAGAUUGGAGCGGAAGAAACAUAAGUACGCUUGAUUUUGGUCCAUCGUAUUUGAUCGCGGGCACCACAAAUUGGAUGCCAAAUCUAAUUGUAGUAGUUAACGUUACUCCUCAAAAAGGAUUUUUAAUUUUAUCCGCGGUUAGUGGAACAAAAAGUUUUAGAUGGAGGCAAUAUGAACAUAUUGGAAAUGGAGUUUUCAAUUUAUUACAAAGUGACACU
Molecule: messenger RNA, 281 nt
Organism: Racocetra persica
Lineage: Eukaryota; Fungi; Glomeromycota; Glomeromycetes; Diversisporales; Gigasporaceae
Source: the annotation of a GenBank genome assembly